AUGAUAUUGAACAUUCGAUUAGUCGUAUCCAUCUGUAUUGUGGCAUCUAUGCCACUCUUGGCCAGCUCCUUCUCGCCGGCUGAAUUAUGGGCCAUUCGAGCAGCUUCAGCAUUGACGACGUACUUUGGUUUCAUCACUGUUGCGGAUCGUCCAAGGGGAGGAUUGCUGGUGGACCCAAAAUGCCUCGAAGUAAAGCAAAGCACCGUUCCUGGAGCAGGAUUGGGCUGCUAUGCCGCGACCACCAUGAGAAAAGGCACCCCCAUUGGAACAUACCCUGGAGUUGUGGUUCCGCUUACUCAAAACUUGGACAAGCUACGCGCCUAUCCACAAUGCGAGGGCUACGUAUGGAGAUUCUCCGACAACAAAUUUGUUAUUGAUCCAACGAACAAUGUUGGUGAUAUCGAAGAUAACUGCAAAGGAGGAAAUCCGAGCAUGCCUCUGAGCCAAUUGUUCUUUAGUUCCGUCUUGUCGUUUGUCCAAGUUCCGACCACGCUGUGCCGCAUUAAUGAGCCACCAAAGGGCCGAGAUGUCAAUGUGGUAACGGACGAAGAUCGAGAAUCGAGAACUGUUACAUUUAUACUUGAGCGAGAUGUCUACGAGUCAGAAGAACUAUUUAUCGACUAUGGACUCAGCUACGACCGAUCAAUGUACAAUGGAGGUUCUUCUUCUUGA
Cylindrotheca closterium is the source of this 672-nucleotide messenger RNA. NCBI's taxonomy places the organism in Eukaryota, Bacillariophyta, Bacillariophyceae, Bacillariales, Bacillariaceae. The record is from the annotation of a GenBank genome assembly.